GCUUUGCUAUUUCUUUCCCUUCUUCUUCUGUAGUAUUAGCAUGGGAAUCCACUCAUGCCAGCUCAUGUUGCUGUGUGCUUCCUAAUUGAGCCACUGGUGUUAUAUAUGUCCCAGACCAGCUCUGCUGUGGUCUCUUCUCAUCUUCCCACGCCUUCCCUGCCUCUGCUGCUCAUCACAGGGUCCAUUGUCACCAUACAAACUCCUGGAUCCAUGGCCUCUGAAGCUUCUGUGACAGAUGAAACGGUUACUGAGAUCGAUACAAAUGUUUCUGAUGACAUAAGUAAUGCUUAUGAAAUGAGUGCUUCAGAGCCUGAGGAUCCAAAAGUAAAAGACGUAGAGGAAAAGAAGAUUGAGACUAAUGUAUCUGGUGAUGUAAGUAAUGCUGAUGACAUGAGUCUUUCAGAGACCGAUGAUCUAAAAGGGAAAGAUGAAGAGGAAAAGAAGUUUGAGACUAAUGUUACUGAUGAUGCAAGUAAUGCUAAUGAGGCGAACCCUGCAAAGCCUGAGGAUUUAGAAGUAAAAGAUGGGGAGGAAAAGAUUGAAACAAAGGUUUCUGAUGAUGUAAGUAAUGCUGAUGAGCCAAGUCUUUCAAAGCCUGAGGAUCUAAAAGGAAAUGAUGAAGAAGAAAAGCAGAUUGUGACUAGUGUUUCUGAUGAUAUAAGUAAUGCUGAUGAGGCAAUUUCAAACCCCGAUGAUCUAAAAGGAAAAGAUGAAGAGGAAAAGGCUGUGCAGGAUUCAGCAAGUGUUGAAGCACCUACAGCUGAAACAGAAGAGAAUCUGGAACAAAAAGAAGAGGGCACUGUGAUUGAGGUGGUGAAGGAAGCAGCAAUAGAUGAGUCAGUUUCAGAACCAUCAGUUGAAGCUGAAGAAAAGGAUGCAAUGGGCAAAACUGAUGUACCUAAUACCCCUGAAUCACCAAAGGAACCUGUGGAGCAACCAGCAGAGGUUUCAGAUGCAUCUGUUACAGAAGAUUCAAUUGAAACACCAGAAGAACCAUCAGUCUCAGAAAUCGUGACUGAAGAAGCAAAAAGUAUUGAAGAAUCUUCAGAAGUUUUUAGUGUACCUGAUUCUCUAUUAGUAACACAUGACAAACCUGUAGAACUACCUCCUGUUGGUUUAGUCCAGGAACCUGCUCCUGAUUCCAAUGUGAUCCUCAAUGCAAAUGAAACAGCAGAAAAGUCCCAAGAGGGAGAGUCUACGUCACAAGAACUACCUCAAAACGAAAUCUCAUCAUCCAGUACUGAAGAUCCAAUCAAUCAAGUUCAUGAAACUGUUGAAAUGGUAAGUUCAGAAUCAAUUGCCAUAGUUCCUUCUAUAUAUGAGCAUAAAGAGAUUGAAGCAGAAAAUAUUGUUCCUGAAUUGUCAACUGAAAAGAUAGAUGAUGAUCACAAUGCUGAUGAGGGCAACAAGGAAUCUGCAGAAGAGAAAGAAGUGCCAGCCACAUGUGUUGUAAAGGUUUCUGAUACCACUCCUGCCACUGAAGUUCCUGAAUGUGCUGUGGAGCCAGAGGUGACUGUUAAAAAUGAGGAGCAAGACAGUACUGUAAAUGUUGAAAAUGAAGUAGCUGGAAAUUCUGAAGAGGUAAAAGCUUCUGACGGUGUUGGAUUGAUUGGCGAGGUGAAGAAUGAGAAUUUGGAAAGUAAAAAUUUCAAUUUGUACAAGAACACUCGAAAUAUCGAUUUAGUUGAAGCGGAAGACAGCAACAAGGCAUCUUCCAUUGAUCCAUUAGUAACAGAUGACAAACCUGUUGAACCACCUACUGUUGGUUUAGUCCAGGAACCUGCUUCCGAUUCCAAUGUGACCCUCAAUGCAAAGGAAACAGCAGAAAAGUCCCAAGAGGGAGAGCCUACGUCACAAGAACUUCCUCGAAACGAAACCUCAUUAUCCGGUACUGAAGAUCCAAUCAAUCAGGUUAAUGAAACUGUUGAAAUGGUAAGUUCGGAAGGAAUUGGUAUAGUUCCUUCUAUAGAUGAGAAUAAAGAGAUUGAAGGAGAAAAUAUUGUUCCCAAAUUGUCGACUGAAAAGGCAGACGAUGAUCACAAUGCUGAUGAGCACAACAAGGAAUCUGCAGAAGAGAAAGAAGUGUCAGUCACAUGUGUUGUAGAGGCGUCUGAUACCACUCCUGCCACUGAAGUUCCUGAAUGUGCUGUGGAGCCAGAAGUGACUGUUAAAAAUGUUGAGCAAGAUAAUACUGUAAAUGUUGAAAAUGAAGUAGCUGGAAAUUCUGAAGAGGUAAAAGCUUCUGACGGUGUUGGUUUGAUUGGUGAGGUGAGGAAUGAGAGUUUGGAAGGUGUAAAUUUGAAUUUGUACAAGAACACUCGAAACAUCAAUUCAGUUGAAGCUGAAGACAGCAACAAGGCAUCUUCCAUUGAUCCAUUAGUAACAGAUGACAAACCUGUCGAACCACCUACUGUCGGUUUAGUCCAGGAACCUGCUCCUGAUGCCAAUGUGACCCUCAGUGCAGAUGAAACAGCAGAAAAGACACAAGAGGGAGAUCCUACAUCCCAAGAACUUCUUCGAAAUGAAACCUCACCACCCAUUACUGAAGAUCCAAUCAGUAAGGUUCAUGAAACUGUUGAAGUUGAAAGUUCAGAAGGAAUUGCUAUAGUUCCUUGUAUAGGUGAGCCUAAAGAGUUUGAAGAAGAAAAUAUUGUUCCUGAAUUGCCAACUGAAAAAACAGAUGAUGAUCACAAUGCUGAUGAGGGCAACAAAGAAUCUGCCGAAGAGAAAGGAGUGUCAGACACAAGUGUUGUAAAGGUUUCUGAUACCACUGCUGCCACUGAAGUUCCUGAAUGUGCUGUGCAGCGAGAAGUGGAUGUUAAAAAUGGGGAAAAAGAAACUACUUUAAAUGUUGAAAAUGUAGUAGCUGGAAAUACUGAAGAAGAAAAUACUUCUGAAGGUGUUGGAUUUAUUGGUGAGGUGAAGAAUGAGAGUUUGGAAGGUGGAAAUUCGAAUUCGAACAACAACACUCGAGAAAUCGAUUUAUUUGGAGUUGAAGACAGCAACAAUGCGUCUUCCAUUGAUCCAGAACAUGAUCCUAAAGAGUUAGACACAGAACAAAAGCAAGCAGCCAGACAGACUCUUCUGCAUAAAAUGUUAGAGGAAAGUGCAGAAGAUAAAAAGAAAGAGACCAAGAAAGUUGAUAAUCAAAGCUUAGCUCAAAACACCAAAGACAAUAGUGACACAAAAACAGAUGGGGAGGUUCCUAAAACAGAUGUUUCUGGUAAGAAAUCUCAAAGCCCACAAAAUAGCAUUUUAUCAAAGGUGAAGAAGUCUAUUGCCAAGGUAAAAAAAGCAAUCACAGGGAAGUCACCAAGUUUGAAGACCAUGAUAACUGAAGGAAUUAAUGACACCAAAGACAAGUAGAUGAAGAGUGUAUGGAGAUGGUAGCAUGUUUUUGAGUGCAACACUUUCAUGUCUUCUGUUCUUGGCUGCCUUCUUUAAGUUAUAUGAUGUUUACAUGUUCUGCAACCUGCCCAUGCAAAUGUGCCUGCUACAUGUUGCCUUCCAGGAAGCUUGAAUACAUGUGUAUGCAAGCUAAAAUGUUGGACAAUAGUCACUGCAUCUUCAGUUAUCCAUAUCUAAGGGAAGAAUUCUUGACAGAUUCUGAUUCACAGCCAUGAGGAAAGGGUCAUUUCCUCAUAUGCAUAAUUUUCAGUAUGUAUCAUAAUGUUAUGUUUGUUAC
This is a messenger RNA of Musa acuminata subsp. malaccensis (wild Malaysian banana), 3685 nucleotides long. RefSeq lists its product as uncharacterized. Lineage: Eukaryota; Viridiplantae; Streptophyta; Magnoliopsida; Zingiberales; Musaceae. The record is from RefSeq and is a predicted model, not a curated record.